UCAGUACUCAAAAUGAAGAUGUUUCUGACUUUGUUCCUCGUUGUUCUUGGGACACAGACUUCUAUAACACAGAAACCUGCCUCUGAGUCUACAGAUGUUGUCCUUUUGAUUGACAGCUCAAGUGCUCUUGACAGAAAGGCUUCUUUCCCCUCUGUGAAAGUGUUUGUUAACAGAGUAAUCAGCAGUCUUCCAAUAGGCCCAAACAAGUAUCGCAUCGCCCUUGUACAGUACAGUGACGAUGUGCACAUUGAAUUUCGCCUGGAUGAUUAUAAAGGCAAAAACCCCAUGUUAAACCACAUUAAAAAGAACUUUUCACAGAAGGGUGGGUCCUUAAAAACCGGGAAUGCCAUACAAAAGGUCCACGAAAUGUUUUUCAACGUUCCGAGGAAAGACAGGAACCAAAUUGUGGUGGUCACGACUUCAGGCCUUUCAGAAGAUGAUGUGAAGGGACCCGCAAAAAGGCUGCAGGAUGAGGGGAUAAAGAUAAUAGCGUUAGGAAUGCAGGCUGCCUCUGUUCAGGAACUACGAUCAGUGGCGACGCACCAUUUUUUCUAUAACCUUGCUUCACCAAAGGAUCUCCCAGCAUUUUCUCGAAAUAUGUCCACAGUCAUUGCAGAAGCGAUACAAAUGGAUCAUUCUGUGGUCACCUCAACGCCUACUCCACCAAGUAUAACAGUAAAUGUUAGCAAGGCGUCCCCACCAGAGUGUCUACAUGAUUCAGUUGCAGACAUUGUAUUUGUGGUGGAUGAAGGCGUUUCACCUGAAAACUCCCGCUACAUUGAAUCAUUCUUGAGUGACACAAUAAACUCUCUCGAUGUGAAGGAAGGAUGUAUACAAACUGGCCUGGUGACAUACAGCACUGAGCCGCAAGUAAUAUCAUUGCUAAAGAACGAAACAGCCAAAACUGAUAUCCUACUGAAAAUUCGGAGCCUUUCGCCAAGGCCAGGGAAAUCUAAUUUGGGUGCCGCCAUUAGUAUUACCAGGAAAAGAGUUUUCAGUAAACGUGCUGGAAGCAGAAAGUCCCAUGGAGUGGAACAAAUAGUCACUGUACUCACCCACAGACCUGCAGAUGACAACUUAACUGAUGCAGCUAGUCUCCUUAGACAGGCCGGUGUGAAAGUAUUUGCCAUAGGCAUCGAAGGAGCUAAUACCACCCAAUUAACUGAGAUAGCAUCGUAUCCACCGGAACGAAAUGUUAUAAAACUUGCCAAAUUUUCUGACCUGCCAAAUCAGACCAAGACUUUCCAAAAGAAACUCUUCAAUGUAAUACAGGACACACUUUAUGUCCAAUCUGAAAGAAGAUUACUGCUCAAAACAGGAUGUAUGGACACAGAAGAGGCUGAUAUUUACUUCCUCAUUGAUGGCUCUUCAAGCAUUCACCCGUUAGAUUUUGAUCAAAUGAAAACCUUUCUGAACGAAGUGAUUAAGCUGUUUAAUGUUGGACCUAAUCACAUUCGAUUUGGAGUUGUGCAAUAUUCAGAUGCUUCGAGUAUUAAAUUGCACUUUAGUCUUGAUGAGUACACUAAAAGAAGCACUUUAGAAAAAGCUAUUAAUAAUAUCAAUCAAUUAUCAGGAGAUACUUACACUGGAGAAGCUUUAAAAUUCAUGCAGCCUUUGUUUGAAAAGGCAAGGCAACAACGUGGAAACAAAGUGCCCUGCCAUCUCAUUGUGUUGACAGAUGGAGAAGCCCAUGAUAAUGUGAAGGUACCUGCCGACACACUGAGGAAUGCAAAGGUGAAUCUCUAUGCCAUUGGUGUAAGAGAGGCUAAUAAAACACAACUGCGUGAGAUUGCAGGCUCAAGGUUCUAUUCCGUGCAACAAUUUGACUCCUUGAAAGAUAUACAAGCGGAGGUUGUCCGAGACGUAUGUUCUGAAGAAGCCUGUAAGGAAAUGAAAGCUGACGUCAUGUUCCUAGUGGACAGCUCUGGUAGCAUUGGUGAUGAGAAUUUUAAUAAAAUGAAGAACUUUAUGAGCGAUCUGGUAAACAAAUCUGACAUUGGCUUAGACAAAGUACGCAUUGGUGUUGUUCAGUUCAGUGACGACCCUAAAGAAGAAUUCCGGCUAAACAAUUAUUCGGCAAAAAGUGACAUAAUUGAAGCAAUUCAAAGGAUGGCACACAUUGAUGACAGAACAUAUACUGGGAAAGCAUUGGAAUUUGUAGCUGAAUAUUUCAAGCCAUCCAAAGGGUCACGAUCCUCUGUGAACAAGAUUCUCAUCUUGCUCACAGAUGGGGAAGCAACUGAUGAAGUAGCAGCUCCAGCCAUGGCUCUGAGAAAGAAUGGUAUCACUAUCUAUUCAGUUGGGGUGUUUAAUGCCAAUAAAACACAGCUUGAAGAGAUAAGUGGGAAAUCUGAGCUGGUGUUUUAUGUGGAGAAUUUUGAUGUUCUGGCGAAGAUAGAAGGCGACAUCAUUUUUGGCAUCUGUAACCCCCCUGACGAUCGGAUUCCAGAGUGCAAAAGGAUAGCACGUUUAGAUGUUGUAUUUGUAAUAGAUAGUUCUGGAAGCAUAGGUGACACAAACUAUGACCUCAUGAAGGACUUCAUGGUUGGCGUGGUCAAUAAAUCUGAUGUCGGCAGCGACCGAGUUCAGUUUGGAGCUCUGAAGUAUUCUGAUGAUCCCAAAAAACUUUUCUACCUUAAUGCCUAUAACACGAAAUCAGCUAUUAUUUCAGCUAUCCAGAGUGACACACUUUUGGGCGGUAGUACGUACACAGCUAAGGCUCUUAGAUACUCGGAAUCAUUCUUCACUGAGGCCCAUGGAAGUCGCCAUCGCAGGAAUGUUCCUCAGGUUGUUAUAGUGAUUACUGAUGGUGAAUCACAUGAUGCAGCAGAACUCGACGAAGUGUCUAAAAGACUCAGGGCCCAUGGCAUUGGGAUUUAUGCCAUUGGGAUAAAAGAAGCAAAGACGGAUGAACUUCAGACCAUGGCAGGACCAAACCAACCUUAUUACUAUGUGGACCAGUUUGAAGGAUUACAAAACAUAUCCACAACAUUAUCAGAUGAGCUGUGCGAUGAUUCAAAGACAGAGUGUGAAGUCCAUGCUGACCUUGUGUUCUUGAUUGAUGGCUCCACAAGCAUACAUCCACCUGAUUUUGACAGAAUGAAAGACUUCUUGAAAGAGUUGCUUGAUCAGAUUAGUUAUAAUAACAACAUGCAAGUUGGCAUGGCCCAAUUUAGUAGCUAUUACAAAGAAGAAUUCCCUCUGAGUGGUCACCCUAGCAAAUCAGAGCUGCAAGACAAAAUCUCUAAUGUGUCAAUGAUGAAUGGUGCUAGUACUUUUAUUGGAGAAGCUCUCAAGGAAGUGAAGGCCUUCUUCCGUCCACCAAGACGCAGAGUGACUAGAGAUAUUCAACCAAAGCUGCUGGUAAUCACGGAUGGAGACUCACAUGACAAGGUUGCUCAACCAGCUGAGGACCUGCGAAAGGAAGGUGUGGAGAUAUAUGCCAUAGGGGUAGGGAACGUUCAAGAUAUGCAACUUCAACAGAUAGCUGGAUCCCCAGAGAGGAAAUACAGAAUUGCUGAUUUCACUGGGCUGUCAAAUAUCAAAAAACGCAUAACUAAUGAAAUGUGUAAUGGUGGAGUUAAAGCAGCUUGUUUUGUGGAUGUCAUUAUGGGAUUUGACAUUUCAACUCAAAAGCAAGGCGAUUCUUUAUUCCAUGGGCAUCCCCUGCUGGAAACGUACCUUCCUAAGAUUUUAGAAUACUUGACAUCUGUAAGCACUGUGAGUUGCAAUGCAGGAACAAAGACACAGUUCAGCGUGGCUAUUUUUAAGGAAAACAUGAACUCAACUUUGUCAUCAGAUCUCCAAGUUGACCAUAAAAAAAUCAUAGAGGAACUCAGAAAAGUUACAGUCAACAAUCCAUCUUAUCUCAAUGUUACAUUUUUGGACACACUUUGGAAGACAUUUCAAAACUUACCUCGUAAUCAAAAACGAAGCCAGGUGUUACUUCUUUUCUCUGAUGGCUUGGAUGAUGAUGUAAAACUGCUCCAACAAAAAUCUGAAGAACUUAGAAAAAAAGGAUUUGAUGGACUGAUAAUGGUUACUUUGGAAGGAGCUAGCAACUUUCAUAACUUCCAAUACAUUGAAUUUGGAAAAGGAUUUGGAUAUCAUAAUCAUUUGACAAUUGGCUUGCCAAAUAUUGCCAAAAGCUUAUUUGAGUAUAUGGCCCAAAUUGCUGAGAGAACAUGCUGUUGUAUAUUUUGUACAUGCAUGAGGGAAGAAGGCCCCGCUGGGCCAAGAGGCAUGUUAGGACCAAAGGGAUAUACUGGUACUAAUGGCAUUCCAGGAUACAUAGGAGAUGAUGGAGAACCAGGUCCCAGUGGACCCCCUGGACCAAAUGGACAGCAAGGCUAUGUGGGAUGCCCAGGCGAUCAAGGAGAAAAAGGGCAACGAGGAUGGAGUGGAGAAAAGGGAGACAAUGGGAUAGAUGGAAUUGAUGGAAUUAACGGAGAAGAGGGAUCACAGGGACUGCCAGGACCAAAAGGAGAAAAGGGAGACCCUGGCCAGCCGGGCAAUCUAGGAUCAAGAGGACUUUCUGGUGAACGUGGUCCAAAAGGCUUUCAAGGAGAUCCUGGUAAUCCUGGAGUAGAGAAUGACAUUAAAGGAGCAGUUGGCCCCAUGGGGUUACGAGGGAGGAAGGGUGAAAGAGGACUGACAGGUUCAGCAGGCCCUGCAGGCUCUGAAGGAAACAAGGGAGCUGAGGGACAAAGAGGAAUUCCAGGGCCCCCGGGGGAGGAAGGACAACCUGGUCGAGAUGGUUUGCCAGGCGAACAAGGAUUUCAAGGCCCACAGGGGGAACCUGGAAUUCCUGGUGUGAAAGGACAGAAAGGAAGUGCAGGAAAUAAAGGUCUUCAGGGAAGCUUUGGAGAGGCAGGCCCUACAGGUGAUCAAGGAAAACCUGGAAUCAGAGGAAAUAAAGGAGAAAGUGGAGAUCCUGGAGAGAAAGGAGAAAGAGGCCCCCAUGGUCAGCGGGGAAUGAAGGGGGAUGCGGGAACAGCUGGUUAUGGCAGACCUGGAAGAAAAGGAUCAAAGGGACAAGAAGGAUUCCCUGGAGACACUGGAAUUCAGGGUGAAACUGGAGGUACUGGCAUUCCCGGGGAACCUGGUCGAAAAGGGAAUAGAGGGAAAAUGGGUCCUGCGGGUGAAACCGGUGUAAGAGGUGGUCCAGGAGAACGGGGUUAUCCAGGACGUCGGGGUGCCAAAGGAACAAAAGGGCUGGCUUCAUUUUCGCCCUGUGAACUCAUUGAGUACGUGCGUGAACACAGCCCUUGCUGGAAAGGGGCACAGGUGUGUCCAGUCUAUCCCACUGAAUUAGUGUUUGCCUUGGAUGUAUCCCAAGAUACCACUCCCGCAAUCUUUGAGCGAAUGAGAGAGAUCAUCAUCGAGAUUGUGAACAGCACCAGAAUCCGGUGGAGCAAUUGCCCUGUGGGAGCCAGAGUAGCUGUUGUGUCCUACAACUCCAACACCCACCAUCUGAUCCGCUUCUCAGAUUUCAAGGACAAGAGACAGUUGCUCCAAGAGCUCAAGAGUCUUUCCUACCAGAGAUCCUCAAGUGGACGGGACAUUGGUGGAUCGAUGCGAUUUGUUGCCAGGCAUGUUUUCAAGAGAACUCUCCAAGGUGCUAACUUGAGAAAAGUUGCUGUGUUCUUCAGCAAUGGCCAAUCUACUAAUACAGUUUCAAUCAACACAGCAGUCCUAGAACUGAGUGCAUUAGAUAUUCUUCCAGUGGUCAUUGCUUUUAAAAACGUCCCUGAGGUCAACCGUGCUUUUUUGAUGGAUGACUCAGGACUGUUUCAGGUUAUUAAUAUUCAUCAGGGGGGAGAUUAUACACCAGCUUUGCAAAGAUUCCAGCUGUGCAUACUUUGCUACGACAAAUGCAAGCCAAACCCAUCUUGCCUACGUGAAGAAACUGCCUCGCCUCCUUCUUAUGUAGAUGCUGCUUUCAUUUUGGAAAGUUCAAGGAAAGUAAGCCCUCUCGAAUUUACGAAGUUGAAAGAUUUCCUAAGCCUAGCCCUUGACAACUUUGACGUUUCUGCUCAACCGGAAAGUACUUUGACAGGUGACAGGCUGGCCGUGGUGAGCCACGCUCUGCCAGAUUUCAGGCCUCAGACACAAAAGAGCCCGGCGAAGACUGAAUUUGACUUGGUGACCUAUAAUAGUAAAGAGCGGAUGAAGAGGCAUAUCCAAGAGUCUGUCCAGCAGCUGAACGGAGCCACUGCUCUUGGCCAUGCCAUACAAUGGACCAUCACUAACGUCUUCACAAAAGCACCCAACCAGAGGAAACACAAAGCUAUCUUUGUGAUAUCUGCUGGGGAAACAAGUCGAUGGGACAAGGAAGUGUUGAAAGAUGCCGCCCUGAGAGCCAAGUGCCAAGGCUAUACUCUGUUUGUGCUCUCAUUAGGGCAUGAAUAUGACAACGUCGAACUUGGGGAACUGGUUAGCAGACCUGUGGAGCAUCAUCUGGUACAGCUUGGGAGAUGUCACAAGGCUGAACUUGGAUAUGCAGAGAGGUUUCUGAAGCCAUUUCUGCAUCUCCUCCGGAAUGAAAUCAACAGCUAUCCACCAGCACAGCUCAGGAGAAGAUGUUCAAACAUCAGCUCCCAGGAGCCUAUAUAUGUUCCACUACAGUCCAGAUACAGCUUUGCAAAGGAUGACGCUGCGUCAAGGGGAGCUAAGAGUCUAGAGACGGAACCUGCAGUUUUUGAGCAUUUGCCUGGCGAUUCAGUAUCCCGUGAUCAUUUCAUCAGCAAUGGACAGCAGACCAUUGCACUUGGAAAUUAG
Molecule: messenger RNA, 6780 nt
Organism: Euleptes europaea (tarantolino)
Lineage: Eukaryota; Metazoa; Chordata; Lepidosauria; Squamata; Sphaerodactylidae
Gene: COL6A6
Product: collagen type VI alpha 6 chain
Exons: 37
Coding region: 13-6780 (2255 amino acids)
Biological process (GO): extracellular matrix organization
Molecular function (GO): extracellular matrix structural constituent conferring tensile strength
Source: RefSeq, a predicted model, not a curated record